AUGCAGGGUCGGAGACACAGCAUGUGGGUGGAGGAAUUUGCAUGGAUUGAGGAUGUAUCGUUGCAACACGUCCACGAUGGGCGCAAGGAGAGCCUGGAUGGCUUUGUGAAGACCUUUGAGAAGCUGCCCACAACUGAUGGCUACCCUGGCAUCUAUGCCUUAGACUGUGAAAUGUGCUACACCAAGCAAGGCCUGGAGCUGACAAGAGUCACUGUGAUCAACUCUGACCUGAAGGUGGUCUAUGACACCUUUGUCAAACCAGACACCAAGGUGGUGGACUACAACACCAGAUUCUCAGGGGUGACAGAAGAGGACCUGGAGAACACAAGCAUCACCCUGAGGGAUGUCCAGGCUGUGCUACUCAACAUGUUCAGUGCAGACACCAUCCUGAUAGGGCACAGCUUGGAGAGUGACUUAUUUGCACUAAAGCUGAUCCAUGGCACCGUGGUGGACACUGCCAUCGUCUUCCCGCACCGCCUGGGGCUGCCCUACAAGCGAGCCCUGCGCACGCUGAUGGCCGACUACCUCAAGCGCAUCAUCCAGGACAGCGUUGGAGGGCAUGACUCGAGCGAGGACGCCAGGGCUUGCAUGGAGCUGAUGGUCUGGAAGAUCAAGGAAGAUGCCAAGGUGAAACGAUGACCUGGAGCCUCCUCUCCCUCCUCCACCUCU
Indicator indicator is the source of this 669-nucleotide messenger RNA. RefSeq names its product RNA exonuclease 1 homolog (gene REXO1). Gene Ontology annotation, molecular function: nucleic acid binding; exonuclease activity. NCBI's taxonomy places the organism in Eukaryota, Metazoa, Chordata, Aves, Piciformes, Indicatoridae. Gene Ontology annotation, cellular component: nucleus. The coding region runs from base 1 to 639 and encodes 212 amino acids. The record is from RefSeq and is a predicted model, not a curated record. The transcript has 6 exons.